UCGUAGGGUGAACAUCUCUGCUUCGUUCGUUCGGCGCUAGAAAAAAGUAAUCCGGUGUGUGGUGCGGGUGAGGAUUCUUGUGGACAGUUCGAAACACCCGCCGCCAGUAAGGAUAGGCGUUACGGGACCGACCGUGAAGGACCGUAAUUGGGCCACUCUCGUACGAUCUGCUGGUUACACCUUUGUGAGGUUGUGUAGAAGGGGUGGCACGCGGAAUCCGUGUUUGGAAGAGUUUUGAGAGUUGCGGCGACGGUGGUGGUGAUGGUUCGCGCCUCGUUCGUUAAUCGGGCGAAAUAAUCAACCAUCUAAAUCUGAUAACGAUUUAUUUUUAAGUUUCAAACUGCGGGCUUUAAGUGUGUACACGUGAGCGCGUAAAGGUUUAAUUUCCUGCUGUCUCUCUGGCGGGUUUAUCUUGGCCCACACAUGUGAAUAUGAAGAUUCGAUCGCAACCGAAAUAAUUGCUUGUCGCUUUACAAUUAUCCCAAGAGCAAUUGUGGCAAAGUGGAUCCUUAUUCAGCACACGAGGAAAAUAUUGGAAAUCUAAUCAAGUGAAUGAUAAGCAGAUAUAAUGUGUACAGACGAUGAUGAGUUUCUAGGUGAAAAACACAAGCAACUGUUUUUAGUGACCGAUGCUGAUGGCAGAGUGAAGCUAAAAUAAAAGGAGAAAAAAAAUAGGAAAAUAAAAGUUCGACGACUUGAAGAGUUAACAAUCCAAGUUCAGUGUAAAGUGAAAACAAUUUUGUUUAGGAAGAAAAAUAUUUACAAAUCGGUUGUAUAACCGACAAAGUCAUCUAAGAGUUGAGUCCUUGGAGCACUCAGCACAUCCAGGGCGAUGAUGCUGAUGAAUCAAUGCUAGUAGUGUGAAUAAAGAACAAUCUCGCGCAGGAAUCAAUUAAUCAACUUUGUCAUGCGCCGCGGUCUGCUGCAUUAUAUAGAGUUGAAGUGCCAGUAGGAAAAUUGCGAUAACAGAAGAAAAAAUCAACCCAGAAGAAAGGAAAAAAGAGCUGCUGGCGCAUUUCGAAAAAAAGCCUCAAAUUCUUUCGCAAUCAAUUUCUAUCUAUUAUAUUUGAAGUGGUGUUUAUAAAAGAUUUUUAUAUGUGUGUAUCAAUUUGCUCGGAAACAACUCCCGCAAUCUGGAUCGGUGGCUAUCAGUUUAGUAGCAUUAACGAAUGUGACAUUUUAUUAAUAAAAAAUAAAAAGGUACAAUGAGGCCAAAUAAAUACGAUGUUACCACAGCUUACCGUCUAUGCCGAGAUUUUGUGCCUCCUGAUGGUGGUGAUGAUUGCGGGAGCAACACCCGAAUACAUGUAUCUUCAAUCGGCUUGCUCAUCAAAGUUUGUUCGGAUAGCAGCAAAAAAUGGCACUGUCUUUGCAGACGACAACGGACAAAGUGGUCGUCCACAAACUUUCACCACAGAGGCACUCCUACUGCCGAAGAAAAAUUUUACUUUAGGAGUAGCCAUUCGCUGCCAAGAAACCGAUAUGUACUUAUGCUUCGACAAAAACUGGAAAAUCAAAGGCAUGAAAGUCAAAGGCAACAUUGUGAACCGAUCCCGCUGCCACUUUUACGAAACUCUAACCACUCUCGGAUACUUCCGCUUCCAGUCAGUCAUCAGUCAGACAAAAUAUCUCGGUUUUAUCGGCAGCGGUAAACAAAUCAACUACAAAAUGAGGCGCCACAUCGAUGAAAAGUGUUACAAUUUCCAGCGGAUGAAUGCAUCUUUUGAGUUUGGUCACAACAAUCUGACGACGACGACCCAAGCCAGCGGCACAACCCAUGCCCAUCGUCACAAGCAUGGGCAACGUCGCAAAGGAUCGCCAAACAACGCCAACGGUCGACAAUCGCGGCCCGUAACGUGGCCGGCAGCAACGUGGGUGCCAUCACCAGCGCCACCACAAAGAACCACUCAGAUGAGCAAUGAGGUACACACUUCUACGUCCACGCCAAAACCAACGAAAAUGGCCAGCACCAAGAAGCAAAUCAAGACGCCCAAACGCCUUGGCCCUGGCAAGGCCAACAAGAAAGGGUUCAACGCUAACGUCAACGCCGCCAACAUUAGACAUCAUCGUUAUCCCGCGUUUUAGAUAAUGCCGCCGCCAUCUUGACCGCCAUAUUGGGGAUGGACAAACCACACAAACACACUUCUCUCUACCGGAACUUCCGACCGACAUUAGGCAGGGAAUCUCCUCUCCUCGACACACACGUUUCCCUGGAUCACCCCCGCGAUACACCUCACCCAACCCCACCUCCGUCUCUUAUCUCUCUGUUCAUCUCCCCGGCAUGGGCACUGCGCGUCCAAGCCACAAGAGAUGAGGCACUUUUGUAUUAGAUUGUUAUAGCCCCGGGAAAGCUUUAUUAGAAUGUAAUUUGGAACUAAGCAUCAAAGCCCGCUAGACGUUUGUUCGAAGCAUAUAAACACACACUCACACACAGUAAUAGGGAAAUAAACAAUUGCCAAAACACACACACACACAUUAUUCAUCAAUGUAUUUGCUAGAACAUAACAAAAAUCAGUGACAAGUAUUACACGUAUGACCCCCCCACGAGUUGGAACGUUGAAUAAACGAACAAAAAACACACACACACACAGAAUUAAGCGAAUAGUUUGAGUGUAUGUGAGAAUGUAAAACUACAACAAAACAAAAACAUUUAAGUGUUGCAUCGCGAGAACAAGCUGCCGCCGCCACCGCAAGUAAAUGCGUAGACAUAGACACAUACUUUGCAUUACAACAACAAAAGUAAUCUAAAUGAAGAUUAGGAAUCGCUGAGAGCUUUUAGAUGCCUUAAUCGGUGUAUAUUUGUACAACUUCAUAAUAAAUAGUCAGAGGAACGCAAACGCGUGCAUCGCAUCAGGUCAUAGGAAUUGUGGAAUUAUUUAUUAGGAUUUUUUAGAAACGUUCAAAGGUUUGCAUGUUCUAUCCACUAUCCAACAAGCGAAAUUAGCAUUCUAUUUCGAACAUUAAUCCUUCCCAGUGAAUUCAGAAAGUGUGAAUGGAUUGCAAAUUACAACCAUCAUCCUUACUUACAUCUUAAAGAAACACUUUGUGAAUAAAACAGCAAUAGUGUGAUUUCGGAUUUUAAUUCCCAAUUAUUCUGUUGUUUGUUCAAAACAUAUACCUUGUUUUGAACAAUUUGAAGCAUCUUUAGAAUACUUCUGACAUGCGUAAAUUGCUACACCCAAAGUACAGAGUCGAGGGACUAGUUCUCUCAAAUCUUAUUGAGAGAUUAAUGCUAAACUCGAGAGAAUAAUGCACACCAACACAACAAAUGUGUUCAUUCGUUAAUUAAAACAACAAACCUCCAACAAGUGACCACUCUUUAGUCACAAAGCUGUGAUGGCCGAGCCGGUUGAGUCAUUGAGAUAUUAUGUUGGGGAUCCCUGGUUCGAUUCCCGUAGUCGACCAAUUUUGUAAAUGAACUCGAUGACAUGGUUCUCUCGACCAUCUCGAGCUUUAUUCUCUGUUUCCGUAAAUGCAACAUUAUUCUCUCAGCUUGGGGCUAUGAUUCUCUCAGAAAAUUUUCUGCCCUGUAUUUUUUGUGUGUUCAAUUUGAAAUGUUGCUUUCACAUAAACAGUUGAUAUACCUAAAUAUCACUUUAGUUGGAUUUUUUCAAAUCUCUCCGAAUGAGGUUCAUUUCUUCAGAAUGACGAUUUAAUCUUUAAGGAGUAAUAUGAAUUCUUGGUAAAAUUUGGAAUGUUUUAGCAUACUUUGAUCAACUUUACACCAACUAAACCCAUUUAAAAAUGUGUUAGAAAAUAACACAAGACAAAAAAAAGUAUCAAAUUCCUCUAUUCAAAAUUUUUUGCCUCUUUUCCUUAUUUAGUAAUUCGAA
Molecule: messenger RNA, 3833 nt
Organism: Culex quinquefasciatus (southern house mosquito)
Lineage: Eukaryota; Metazoa; Arthropoda; Insecta; Diptera; Culicidae
Exons: 5
Coding region: 1225-2085 (286 amino acids)
Molecular function (GO): growth factor activity
Source: RefSeq, a predicted model, not a curated record